Pundamilia nyererei is the source of this 7266-nucleotide messenger RNA. RefSeq names its product disco-interacting protein 2 homolog A. The record is from RefSeq and is a predicted model, not a curated record. Lineage: Eukaryota; Metazoa; Chordata; Actinopteri; Cichliformes; Cichlidae. The transcript has 40 exons. Gene Ontology annotation, cellular component: cell surface. The coding region runs from base 684 to 5525 and encodes 1613 amino acids.
CUUCAGCACGUGUUCCACCUCUUCACAAAGCUUCAUCAAAAUUAGCUGUUUUUUUGUUUGUUUUUUUAUGUAUGAAAAGAAAGACAACGUACGGAAAUGAAACACAGUACAAAAGAAAUCCAGUAAAGGUAAAGGUCAUAAUGUGUGCCACGAAACCGCUGGGUGACAGCAGGAGGCAGGCGAGCUGUACGCGGAGGAGCAGGCGGCGCACAAACAUGCACCGUGCAAGCGCACGAGUGGGGGCCUCGUGAACGCGCACGGUUGGGGCUGCUGUUGCUAUGAUGCAAUGGCGACUGCGCCGUGGGAAGCGAGCGAGGAGUUGAAUGAGUUCCCUCCACAGUUGAGAACAGGCAGCCGCCGACAGUGCCGAGGAGGGACAGACUAGAGGCUGGGAGACGCUGGCAAGGCCCUGUCCCAACACCCUACAUGGAAACACGGAUCCAGGUGUGUCUGCUAGCCCCGCAGCUAGCCGUGUCAUGACGUUUGGAGACAUUUCUCACACAUCUGUGCGACGUUGCAGCCACACGGGAGAGGAGGCACCAACACCCUAUUUGCUCUGAGCCUGAACCAAGUGAGGUGAGGAGGGGCUGUUGUUGUUUCAUUGAUAAUCUUCUGGGCUUGGUCGCAUUGUCCUCUCCUCACCGGGCACCAGUGGAUCCGUUCGCCCUUCGUGCUGGACCACCAUGGCUGAGAGGAGCUCCACCGGGCUGCUGACGAUGAUGUUAGAGCCCACGCCGGCUCUCGCUAUGACCCUGCCUGCUGAGGUCCGGGAGAAGCUGGCGGAGCUGGAACUGGAGCUGUCGGAGGGGGACAUCACUCAGAAGGGCUAUGAGAAGAAAAGAGGCAAGCUGUUGGCACCGUACAUCCCACAGAUACAAGGUGUAGAUCCAUCUCUGCAAAUCGACAACAGGAUCCAAGCCUCGUCCCAAGUUGCUCUUCAAGGUUCCAAAUCCAACAAGUCUCGGGCUGCCAACACCCGGGAUGAGCGCUUCAGAUCUGAUCUGCACACAGAAGCCGUCCAAGCAGCUUUGGCCAAGUACAAAGAGAGGAAGAUGCCCAUGCCCUCCAAGAGACGGUCUGUGCUAGUUCAGUCUUCUGUAGAGGCAUGCACCCCGCCAGACACCUCCUCAGCGUCAGAAGACGAGGGCUCGCUGCGCCGACAGGGACGUCUGACCACCUCCACGCCCUACCAGGGCCACAGCCACCCAGCUGUUGAGCACUGGUUUAACCGUGUCAUCCAGGGUUCGUCCACCUCAUCCUCCGCGUCAUCCACUUCAUCCCACCCGGGAGGGAGAUCCGUCACCACCACCAACACCACUGCCCACGCAGCCCUGAACGUCAAUGCCGCAGCCACCGCUCUGGCAGACCUUAUGGCACACACCCAGCUAGAUAACCACUCAGCGCCCCCUGACGUGACGGGGCUGUCGGAGCGCUCCUCGCAUCACGCAGAGCGGCCCCAUGUGGCCUCGGUGCGAGGCGUUUCCCGCGGCUUCAACCACCACACCAGCGUCAUGGAGACCGCAGAUGGAUGUGAGUGGAGAGGUGAAGGAUCCCUCACUUUAAUUGAUGGUGUUCCAGUCAACAGUCGCGUCUCCAACAAAAUCCAGCAGCUGCUCAAUACACUGAAGAGACCAAAGCGUCCACCGUUGCGCGAGUUCUUUGUUGACGACUUUGAGGAGCUUUUGGAUGUCCAGCAGCCAGAUCCCAACCAGCCAAAGCCAGAAGGCCAGCAGAUGUGUCCCCUGGAAGGGGAGCCUCUUGGGGUGGUGACCAACUGGCCUCCCUCCUUGCCAGCAGCCCUACAAAGGUGGGGAACCACUCAGCCCAAGAGCCCCUGCCUGACAGCACUCGACAAUGCUGGCAAGCCCGUCUACACACUCACCUAUGGUAAACUGUGGACCCGCAGUCAGAAACUGGCCUAUACGCUUCUUAAUAAGCUGAGCAGCAGAAAUGAGCCUCUGCUCGUGCCUGGAGACAGAGUUGCACUUGUUUUCCCCAACAAUGAUCCGGUGAUGUUCAUGGUGGCCUUCUACGGCUGUCUCCUGGCGGAGCUCGUACCUGUACCUAUUGAAGUGCCGCUGACCAGAAAGGAUGCGGGAAGUCAACAGAUCGGCUUUCUGUUGGGCAGCUGCGGCGUCACGUUGGCACUGACCACUGACGCCUGUCAGAAAGGCCUGCCCAAAGCACAAACAGGGGAGGUUGCCACUUUCAAAGGCUGGCCGCGGUUGCUGUGGUUUGUGACAGAUGGAAAACAUGUUGUGAAGCCUCCAAAAGACUGGCACCCUCCAAUACGGGAAGCCAGUAACGACAUUGCCUACAUAGAAUAUAAAACCAGCAAAGAAGGAAGCACCAUGGGAAUCACAGUGUCCCAUUCAGCCAUGCUGGCUCACUGUCAUGCCCUCACGCAGGCCUGUGGCUACACUGAAGGUGAGACGAUAACCAACGUCCUGGACUUCAAGAGAGAAGCAGGAUUAUGGCACGGUGUUCUCACUAGCGUCAUGAAUCGGAUGCAUGUGAUCAGCAUUCCCUACUCCCUGAUGAAAGUCAACCCUCUGUCUUGGAUAAUGAAGGUUCACACAUAUAAAGCUCGGGUAGCAGUGGUGAAGUCGAGGGACAUGCACUGGUCUCUGCUGGCCCAGAGAGACCAGAGAGACAUCAGCCUGAGCUCACUGCGAAUGCUUAUCGUUGCUGACGGAGCUAACCCAUGGUCGAUAUCCUCCUGCGAUGCCUUCCUCAACGUGUUUCAGUCACGUGGGCUGCGACCUGAGGUGAUCUGUCCAUGUGCCAGCUCUUCAGAAGCAAUGACUGUCGCCAUCCGCAGACCUCCAGAAAUGGGGGUUCCUCCUCCCGGGAAGGCGGUGCUGUCCAUGGGUGGGCUGAGUCAUGGGGUGAUCCGUGUGGAUACUGAGGAGAAACUCUCUGUUCUUACAGUGCAGGAUGUGGGACAGGUCAUGCCUGGAGCCUUGGUCUGUGUGGUGCGAGCCGAGGGAAUACCUUAUCUCUGUCAGACAGACGAGGUCGGAGAGAUCUGCGUGAGCUCAGGCAGCACCGGUGUCGCUUACUACGGCCUCCCAGGCAUGACCAAGAACAUCUUUGAGACUGUCCCUGUAACACCGUCUGGGAUCCCGAUCAGUGGCCGACCUUUCACUAGAACCUCACUGCUGGGCUUUGUAGGGCCAGACAGCCUUGUGUUUGUCGUGGGAAAGAUGGAUGGACUGAUGGUCGUCAGUGGGCGGAGACAUAACGCUGAUGACGUAGUUGCCACAGCGCUGGCCGUGGAGCCCAUGAAGUUUGUGUACAGGGGAAGGAUCGCAGUGUUUUCUGUGUCUGUACUGCACGACGAGAGGAUCGUCGUGGUGGCAGAGCAGAGGCCAGACGCCUCAGAGGAAGACAGCUUCCAGUGGAUGAGCCGUGUCCUCCAGGCCAUAGACAGCAUCCAUCAGGUUGGGGUGUACUGCCUGGCUCUGGUACCUGCUAACACGCUUCCUAAGGCUCCCCUCGGCGGCAUCCAUAUAUCUGAGACCAAGCAGCGCUUCCUGGAGGGUGCUUUACACCCCUGCAAUGUCCUUAUGUGCCCUCACACAUGCGUCACUAACCUGCCCAAGCCGAGACAGAAACAGCCAGAGGUUGGUCCUGCUUCUAUGAUAGUGGGCAACUUGGUGGCAGGCAAGAGGAUAGCACAAGCCUGCGGGAGAGACUUGGGACAGCUGGAGGACAAUGACCAGGCACGUAAGUUCCUCUACAUUCAGGAUGUGCUACAGUGGAGAGCUCAGGCCACUCCAGACCAUCCUCUGUUUCUGGUUCUCAAUGCUAAGGGCACAGUGUCCAGCUCAGCUUCCUGUCUGCAGCUGCACAAGCGAGCAGAGCGAGUGGCAGCAGCUCUGAUGGGACGCCUGAACACUGGAGACCACGUAGCACUCGUCUAUCCGCCAGGAAUUGACCUGAUUGCCACUUUCUACGGCUGCCUGUACGCUGGCUGUGUGCCGGUCACCGUCAGACCGCCGCAUCCACAGAACCUGGCCACCACUCUGCCCACCGUCAAAAUGAUCGUUGAGGUCAGCAAGUCAGUGUGCAUCCUGACAACCCAAGCAAUAACGAAGCUGCUGAAAUCCAAAGAAGCUGCUGCUGCUGUGGACAUCAAGAGCUGGCCCACCGUGCUGGACACUGAUGAUCUCCCCAGGAAGAAGAGCCCCCAGAUGUACAAGCCCCCAACCCCAGAGAUGCUGGCUUACCUGGACUUCAGUGUGUCCACGACAGGCAUCCUGGCAGGGGUCAAAAUGUCUCAUGCUGCCACCAGUGCCUUGUGUCGCUCCAUUAAGCUGCAGUGUGAGCUCUACCCAUCCCGGCAGAUCGCCAUCUGUCUGGACCCGUACUGCGGCCUGGGCUUUGCUCUCUGGUGCCUGUGCAGUGUGUACUCGGGCCAUCAGUCGAUCCUGGUUCCACCGCUGGAGUUGGAGAGCAACGCAUCUCUGUGGCUUGCAGCCGUCAGCCAGUACAAAGUGCGCGUCACGUUCUGCUCGUACUCAGUCAUGGAGAUGUGCACCAAAGGACUGGGUUCACAGACAGAAGCACUGCGGCUGAGAAAUGUGAACCUGUCCUGUGUGCGUACCUGCAUGGUGGUAGCAGAGGAAAGGCCCCGCAUAGCCCUCACUCAGUCCUUCUCGAAGAUCUUCAAAGACCUGGGGCUUUCACCGAGAGCUGUGAGCACCACCUUCGGCUGCAGGGUGAACGUAGCGAUCUGUUUGCAGCCCAACAGGUUAGGGAAACUGGCUGAGCAGGGUACAGCUGGACCAGAUCCCACCACAGUUUUUGUGGACAUGAGAGCACUACGGCACGAUAGGGUUCGCCUGGUUGAGAGAGGGUCACCGCACAGCCUGCCACUGAUGGAGUCUGGAAAGAUCCUCCCUGGAGUAAAAGUCAUCAUUGCAAACACGGAGACUAAAGGACCCUUGGGAGACUCCCAUCUAGGAGAGAUCUGGGUGAGCAGUCCCCACAAUGCCACAGGAUACUACACAGUUUAUGGGGAGGAGGCGCUGCAUGCUGACCACUUCAACACCAAGCUGAGCUUCGGGGACACUCAGACAGUCUGGGCAAGGACCGGCUACCUGGGCUUCCUGCGGCGCACUGAGCUGACCGAUGCCAGCGGAGAGCGUCACGACGCCCUCUAUGUGGUGGGCUCUCUUGAUGAGACUCUGGAGCUGAGGGGGAUGAGGUAUCACCCAAUUGACAUCGAGACCUCUGUUAUCCGUUCUCACAAGAGCAUAGCUGAAUGUGCGGUGUUCACAUGGACCAACCUGCUCGUGGUGGUUGUAGAACUGGAGGGAUCUGAGCAGGAGGCCCUCGACCUGGUGGCCCUGGUCACCAAUGUGGUCCUGGAGGAGCACUACCUCAUCGUAGGGGUGGUGGUGGUGGUAGACCCCGGCGUCAUCCCCAUCAACUCCAGAGGGGAGAAACAACGCAUGCACCUCAGAGAUGGAUUCCUGGCUGACCAGCUGGAUCCCAUAUAUGUGGCUUACAACAUGUGAGGAGCUAAUUGUGGCAGGGUUGACCCCCACUACCCUAUGUGGCUUUAUGACACUACAGGAGACAGCAGGACAAGCAUCUACAGGGGCUUGUAGCAGUUGCAGGCUCGAUCUCUGGAUGGCUUCGGUUGUGCAAAAGCGAUCUGCCCGCUUAUUUUUUUUCUACUCGUGCAGGAAAAAUGUGAAAGAAACAUGGAUGCAAAACUUGGACACAAACCUCAAGCCUGUUUCUCUCAAUUUCUGGUCUCAGCAAAUAACUUUUUAAAGGGCAUUCUUGUGUUAUUGAAGUGAGUUUUGUAUGUAUGACAAAACCUCAUCUAAACCCAGGACAGCUGAGAGCGGCAGAGCAGGUGGUUACGGUAUGAUACAGCGGUGUGCCAUUGACAUAAUUUAUUUUGUCAAUUUCAAAAAUGUUGAAUGUUAACUGUGUUUGCCAAACACUUGUGCCAUAGAAGAGAACUGAUGCCAGUACCCAAACCCUGACUCGAACGACCUCCGACGCGUUUCAUGUUCAGCCUCCUGCACCAUUACUGGUCCGAUGCUUUUCACGGGAUUUGCCGCUACACCUGUAGGAGCAGCUGCACCCUGAAAUGAACCCCAGAUUUUUAUUCUGCAGCUCAGUACAGAUCAAGUUAUCGCAACAAUAAAGAAGCACACAGCAGCGGCGUCCGAGGAGAAGGAGGAGCAGUUCGUGUUAUUUUUUUUCUCGCUCAUUUGUGCUUUAGUUUGUAGUGCCAGUAGCUUCCACAUAAUGCUGUGGUAACUCAGUCUCAUCGUUUUCUAAUUCUGAAAUGUGUAACAGAGUUUUAUGUGAACAAAAAUGCAAUAUGAGUGAUGUGAAAGAUGAAUGACUGCAUACAGUAAGUGCCGAUCAGUCGAAGAAUAACGUGCUAAACGAUAAAAGCCUUAAGUAUUUUUUUCAGACGUCUGUUCCAGUCCCAGCUGGAGUUUAUCAGCUGUUGGAUAUGGGGGGGGGGGGGGGUAAAUAUGCAGAUGGAGGUUAGAAAUAGCAAAUUUCGCUCUUAUCGUACCCAAAGGUUUGCAUCUUUUUGGCUAAGAUAAAUAUACUUGAUCCUAACAUCAGCCAUUACAAACACACACUCAUUCAUUCCAUAAAUAUUUUAAUGUGCGUCCCUGUCAGCUGUGUCGAGUGUGUGUUUUAUAGCAAAAGACUGGAAGAAGUGGGUGUGGCUUUUGUUGCAGAAUGUCAGACUCAUUUUGAGUGACUGAAAGUUGUUGGGUUUUAAGGCAAAUGUCUAAUAUGCUCAUAACACCCAGACCUCCCAUCGUAUCACGUCAACUUUCUUGCUUCUUUUUUCUAUGUGCACAACCCUUCAGAAACAGGCAUCAGCCUGCUGUAAGUAUGUACAGAUUUUGUGUAAAUUAUUGAUUGAAGGAUUAGACAACAGGAAGCAGAACACAAAGACUAAAUCUGGUAUAUAUGUGAACUUCUCCCUUACAAACAGAAGGUUAUUUGCAAAGGAUUUUCAUGUGGAAACACUGGAAGGAGACGUGAAAAGCCUUGUAGACAUUUUUAUGGUAUGAAACAACAGCAGGAUGAGGUGAAGUACACGCCAAGCACAAACAGAACACAGUUAUGCUCUGGUGACGGCGGAGAUGUCACAGCCUUUACAGCAAAACGUUGUUAACAUAUGGAAAGAUGCAUUUGUCUGAUAUAUGGUUAGUUGUCAUUAUUUUCAUAACAUGAUUUCAUAAUGAAUAAAAAAAGUUCUUUUAACUUGAA